AUGAACAUGAUCUUAAUUGGAGUUGAUACGAAUGUAUUCUUAGAUAGUUUGGAGUGUGUGAAAAGGUUAGUAGUGCAUUUAAAUAGUCUAAAUGCUGGAAUCUUUGUGCCUCGGGUGAUAAUUAGGGAGUUAGAUGCGAUAAAAACCAAAUCAGCCACUGCUCGUGAAGCGACUAAGUACAUACUAAGCGAAAUGGGCCGAUCGGUUAACCAGAAAGUCUUUGUAGAGAACUCAAUUGAAGUACAAGGACAGACUAAUGAUGAUACAUUUGCUAUUGCCUGUUUAAACAACCAUGUGGAUAUUAUACUAACUAACGAUACGGCUUUACGAGUGAAGUCUAUUAGUGCAGGAACACCAGCUAUAGCUACUGUUGGGAAAACAGCUGAAGAUUUAUGUCGUGAAAUAGAAGAGCAUCUUAAGGAUAGUGACUUUAUGGAGACUGAGCUUAGAGGAGACUAUGUUGGGGAAAGGAAUUCAGUUGAGUCUUCAGUAGCCCAUUUGAUUUAUACGAAGCGUCUGCAUCCAAAGUUAGUUAAAGAACUUGGGGCUGAUCUUAUUUCAGACUAUGUACCAGAUACAAUUGCUUACUCAUUGUCCGCCCAACUCAAGUACAUUGUGAAGAACUAUGAGACUUUCACGGGAAUGCUACCACGGUAUGCCAAAGGAAUCUUCCAAGGGAAGUUGAAGAAAGAGUUAGAGCUAGCCGAUAUUGAAGAGAUUCUUUUGAUUCUUGGUAUUGAUCCACCCGAGUGGUUCAAGCAAAUGCAGCCAUAA
Molecule: messenger RNA, 774 nt
Organism: Nematocida homosporus
Lineage: Eukaryota; Fungi; Microsporidia
Exons: 1
Coding region: 1-774 (257 amino acids)
Source: RefSeq, a predicted model, not a curated record